UGACGUUCAAGCAGCCGUCCUCUGCGGUAAUUUAAAAACUCCGGAACUCCGGUUGAAAGGCCAAAAGUACACCUUUUUGUGAACCUCUCUUACUUGAUGCGAAAAGAAAACAAGAGUAUUUUGAAGACUACUGUCUUUCUCUCUUUUUUCAAUGGAAACUAAUUUAACAGACAAUGAUGACACACAACCACAACCAUCACGACAGCAACAGCAAAUACAAGCAACAGGACAGCAACAGCAGCAACGGCAACAAAUAAAUCGCUCCAGUUUUUAUAUGCUGCUUUUCUUGUUUUCAUUGCUGUUUUUCAAUUUCACAGACGAAAGUUCAAUGAGAGCAGGAAAACAGACGAAAGCUGAACUAAUGGAAGAUUUACAAAAAGAAGUCGACUCAUUGAACAACAUGACCUUUGGCGUUAAUGUUACCCAUCCGAUACCUCCUACUGUAGAAGACACACUGAAGCAUGACUUAUGGUCACUUCGACAACAACCAGAAGGAGUUUAUUAUCACAAUAUCACAGGUGUUUUUAGAGGCGAAUGGGAGAAUAGAAACUUAAGCAUACCCGAUACCCUCAAUAAGACUGAAUUAGAUGAAGCUCGAAAGACAUUUGACUUUGCAGGUCCAGGAUCAUUCAGUGUCAACUUCAAAACGAGCAAAACAAGAGAAAGUGAAAUGAAUUAUAUGGAGGGUUAUAUUCGUAUGAAAGAUGCGGAAAAAAGCAAUUACGGUACAUUGCUAUUAGCUGGUGGCGUCCAGUUUAUAAAUAAUGGAUCCAUUUUUAUGAUUGUUGUACCUGAAGGUCAAUCAUUACCACUCAAACAAUUACUUCACAUGCUACCUAACAACGAAACAUUUGUUAUGGCGAGGAAUGUAAUCAAUGAACAAAUCGAAAAGCGGAUAGAGGAAUUAAAAUCGAACAGAAUUUGGGAUUGGCAAACAGUUGACGAUUCUGACCAGUCUGUCGAUUUAUCAAUGAACUGCACUUUUCAGCUAUUUGGCCAGCUCUCCCCCUUACCUACUACUUAUAAUCAAUCUGAUUUAUUAGAUUUUGAGGAUGAACUGGAGGAUCCCCAAGGUAUUUCGAUUAUUCAUCCACCAGCGCCCUCGCUCUCCGUAGAGCUCUAUUCUCCAAACUGCCAACUUUUACUAUUAAGUGAAAAAGAGAAAGGAAUCAAGAUAGAAUCAUACUAUAAUAAAGCAGUGACUUAUGCUGGUGUAGCGAGUGUCAUUGCCGUCAUACAAAUAUUCACACUCAUUCAUCAAAUGGAAUGUACACCUACACCUUCGAGUGUGUCGAAUGUCUCUUAUUGGACGAUUGCUAUGCAAGCCAUUAUGGACGGCUAUUUAUGUUUGUUGCACUUAACAACAGGUGUGGUUAUUGAAAAUGUAUUUAUUCCAUUCGCAACGGCUGCCUUCUUCACCUUUGUUCUUGUAUCUAUAUUUGGUAUGCGGUAUUUGUUGGUCGUAUGGCGGAUUCAGAGACCUGAAUCUGUUAGAGCAAAUAGUCGUCCUACUACACCUCCUCGAACAGCAGCACAACGAGAGAAUGGUUAUAAUAGUGACAGUGAUGAAGACGACAGCAGAAACAGUCUACCAGGAACUCAACCGCAAAGACCAACAAACACGACCACGACUACUACCACCACCGAAGAUACUGAUAACCCACAAAGAGAAACGACCUAUUUGUAUUAUCGGUUAUAUGCUGUGAUGCUGUUGGGAUUAUUUUUGUUUUAUCAAUCCAUAACACGUUCCGCUUUCGUUCAGAACAUCAUUAUUGGUACGCUUGGAUUUAUAUUGUAUUCUUUUUGGAUACCACAGAUUGCCCGAAAUGUGAUUCGAGGUUGUCGUCGACCUUUAAGCCAUCGCUAUAUUAUUGUCAUGAGCGUAACUCGACUAUGCUUGCCAUUAUAUUUUUACGGCUAUUCAGAUAACCUAAUUGCACAUGAAACGACACCUUGGGUAUGGGCGUUUGUCUUGUACGUUGCUAUUCAAGUGCUUAUUCUCUUCCUUCAAGAUACUUUCGGUCCCAGAUUCUUUGUGCCAUCCAGAUAUAUGCCUCAUACUUAUGAUUACCAUCCGAUACUGACGACUGAUGAUGAAGAAGCUGAACAAGGAGUGGGAGGUGGCUCAUCCUCAAAUGAAACACCCUCUUCCAAAGAUUGUGCUAUUUGUAUGCUCCCCAUUGAUUUUAGCCAAAACGGACAUUCAAGCUUAAAUGUAUUAGCACGAACACAUUAUAUGGUGACACCUUGUCACCAUAUGUUCCAUACAGAAUGCUUAGAGAAGGUAAAUGACAUAUCUCUUGAAACUCGUAAAGUAGAGCCAACAGCUAAAACUGCCGUUUGCUUCUCCAUAUUGUAGUGGAUGAGAAUUAAACUAGAAUGUCCAGUGUGUAGAGCAUACCUACCUGCUUGCUAAUGUAAAUAACCAAGCAAAAGUAGAUUGACAGCUUAGACUUGUUCACGGGAUAACACUUGUAUGAAUCUACAACCCUUUUAAUAACCUGUACAAAGACUGAAGGCUAAUAAUUUCGCCUUUGGAUCAAAGAUACCUUUUCUUUCAAAAUGAAAUAAAAAUAUAACUAUAUUAAUCUUUUUUAAAGCUUGGUUGCAAUAUCGUCAAGAUAAAACAUGCAGCGUACCUUCUCUUGUAUCUUGGACUCCAC
Messenger RNA from Mycotypha africana, 2663 nucleotides. RefSeq lists its product as uncharacterized. The record is from RefSeq and is a predicted model, not a curated record. NCBI's taxonomy places the organism in Eukaryota, Fungi, Mucoromycota, Mucoromycetes, Mucorales, Mycotyphaceae. The transcript has 11 exons. Bases 152 to 2359 code for a protein of 735 amino acids.